GUGAGUGUGUGUCUGCCCGAGUGAGUGAGUGAGUGAGUGAGUGAGUGUAAGUAAGUAAGUAAGUAAAUAAGUGACUGAGUGAGUGAAAGAGAGAGAGAGAGUGUGUGAGUGGUUCAUUUUUUAUACUUGCCAGAUAUGGAGGCAGAUGGUAGCCAAGCCACCUCUGGCAGUCCAAACGACUCGCAGCAUGACCCAGGUAAAAUGUUUAUCGGCGGUCUCAGCUGGCAAACCUCACCAGAUAGCCUUAGGGACUAUUUUAGCAAAUUUGGCGAAAUCAGGGAAUGUAUGGUGAUGCGAGAUCCGACCACGAAGCGAUCCAGAGGCUUCGGUUUCGUUACGUUUGCCGAUCCUGCAAGUGUAGAUAAAGUAUUAGCUCAACCCCAUCACGAAUUAGAUUCCAAGACGAUUGACCCUAAGGUUGCAUUCCCCCGAAGAGCACAGCCCAAGAUGGUCACACGAACAAAGAAAAUAUUUGUAGGUGGAUUAUCUGCAAAUACGGUAGUGGAUGAUGUAAAGCAGUACUUUGAGCAGUUUGGCAAGGUAGAAGAUGCCAUGCUAAUGUUUGAUAAGACAACCAACAGGCAUCGAGGAUUUGGCUUUGUAACUUUUGAAAAUGAAGAAGUUGUUGAGAAAGUCUGUGAAAUCCAUUUCCAUGAAAUUAAUAAUAAAAUGGUAGAAUGUAAGAAAGCGCAGCCUAAGGAGGUGAUGUUCCCACCAGGGACUCGGGGCCGUGCUCGGGGAUUACCGUAUACAAUGGACGCUUUUAUGCUGGGAAUGGGAAUGCUGGGCUACCCAAACUUUGUCGCAACAUAUGGUCGUGGAUACCCUGGAUUCGCACCGAGCUACAGCUACCAGUUCCCAGACUGUUUCCAGAUUUCACAAGAUAUUAUUUUUAUCAACUAAAUUUUCUUUCCUCUUGCAAAUUAGCAAGGUUUCCUGCAGUGUUAAUGAGAGCCUGGGUGGGUAGCUGUGAUUAACUGUUACCAUUGGCUGUAAUUAUCUCUAAUAAUAACUGCCUGGGCCCAACACCUCUUUAUAUAUAUAUAAUAUUAUAUAUAUUUUUAAUUAUUUUUUAAGACACAUUCCAUCAGCUGUCCGCUAUUUCGCUUCCUGCAUGAUUUAGUUGCUUGUAAUUUAAAAGCUUGUUUUGAUUUUUUUUGCUGUAUUGUGUAUAAACAUGUGCUUGUAAGUGUCACUUUCUUGGUUCUAUAAGCUGUGGACAACACAGUUUAUCUUUACAAUCACCAAUUAGCUCCCCCCCACCUUCUCACAAGUUUUCAGUUUUAAAAAGAAAAUUUUAUUAUAUUUUAAUGGUCCUUGAAGUAAAAAAAAUUAAAAAAAAACAUGGCUAGCAGCUAUGUAUCAGCUGCGAUGUGAUCUUUUGAGAUUUGUUUUUAUUAAGUGAAUGGUUUUCACAACAAUUUAUUGUGACCUAACGCCUGCGAUAUCCCAAGGUGCUUCACACCAGUGUUCUCAAACAAAUUUCGACAUGUAGGCACACAUUUUAGAGUAGGACACCAGAAGCUUAGUUGAAGAGGGAUAGAUUUUUAAUAAUGAACACCCAGCCAUUUUGAGGCCUGGGGUGGAGUCCGUCUUUCCAAACUUGGAAAAGAAAGUAUGUUUCUUAAACCUGUUACCACACACUUCCACAGGAGGCAGGACUUGGACCCAGACCUUGCGACACUGUGCCAUGUGACCCUAAAAUGCUGCUAUGUGUGCCCCCCAGUCUGAAUUUUCUCUUAAUCAGCCAUUUAUUCCCCACCCCCUAUUCAUUCAUGGAAUGAGGGCAUCAUCAUUUAUUACCUAUCACUAUUUACCCAGAGGGCAGUUCAGAGCCAACCACAUUGCCGUGGGUCUAGAGUCACAUGUAGGCCAGACCAGGUAAGGAUGGCAGUUUCCUUCCCUGAAGAGCGUUAGUGAACCAGGUGGGGUUUUCCCCGACAAUGGCUCGUCGACAGAAUCGUAAUUCCAGAUUUUUAUUCAGUUCAGAUUCCUCCAUCUGCCGUGGUGGGGAUUUGAACCCAGAUCCCUGGAACGUCCCCUCAGGCCUCUGGAUAAACAGACUAGCAACAAUACCACUAGGCCAUUGCCUCCCCUAUGGUAUCACUGUGGCACAAUUACUCUGGAAGAGAAGACCAACCCCUCACAUCGAGUACGUUGGAGAAAUCCUGAUUGAUUCGAUGUGAGGGCGU
Molecule: messenger RNA, 2192 nt
Organism: Stegostoma tigrinum
Lineage: Eukaryota; Metazoa; Chordata; Chondrichthyes; Orectolobiformes; Stegostomatidae
Gene: msi2b
Product: musashi RNA-binding protein 2b
Exons: 11
Coding region: 136-903 (255 amino acids)
Cellular component (GO): cytoplasm
Molecular function (GO): RNA binding
Source: RefSeq, a predicted model, not a curated record